CUCAUCCACGAUUCCCCGUUUGCCAGAGCUUUUUCAAAAAGGCGCUCACUAUGGAUGUCUCAUCACUGAAUGAAGGCCAGUCGUAUAUAAGAGCUGGUCUCGUGCCCUCCACCCUCUCACACUUCCUACCCUGAUUCUUCUUCCAUCGUGGAGAUUGCACAGCCGAAAUCAGCGUGAAGAUCGUAUUCGGACGCUGCCAACACUGGAAGUGUCCACCCGUUCGGUUGUCUUCUGAGCUAUCACAAUGACUCCCCUUCAGCGCCGGCCGAUGCAGCACAUCGAUCGCAAGGACCUCUACAUUAACCUUGAGGCGCGAAUCCAGUAUUUGCACUCAUUCCUCGACUUCAGCUCCAAUGACAUUGAGGCUCUCAUCACUGGUAGCAAGUACAUCAAAGCGCUAAUCCCCGCAAUCGUAAACAUUGUCUACAAGAAGCUCCUCCAAUAUGACAUCACGACCCGGGCGUUCGAGACUCGCUCUACCUCGUACGAAGGACCUGUCGACCCGAAUCUUACCGAGAACUCACCACAAAUUCUUCACCGGAAGAUGUUCCUGCGUGGCUACCUGAAUAAGCUAUGCAGCGAUCCAAGUAGAAUGGAGUUCUGGGAAUACUUGGACAAGGUUGGGAUGAUGCACGUCGGCCAAGCACGAAUUCACCCACUUCAUAUCGAGUAUGUCCAUAUUGGAGCGACGUUGGCCUUCAUCCAAGACGUGCUCACCGAAGCCAUUCUCUCGCACCCACGACUGAGACUGGACCGGAAGAUUGCGCUCGUGAAGGCUUUGGGCAAGGUCAUCUGGAUCCAAAACGAUCUCUUCGCAAAAUGGUACGUCCGCGAUGGAGACGAGUUUGCAGACGAGGUCAUCAUUCCCGAGAUCGAGCGUGAGGGGUACUUACAUGGAAAGAAAAUUCUACACGAUGGCAGUGAGAGCGAGAGCGAAGCGGAGUCUGCGGAGUCUUCAGGAGGGUGUCCGUUUAAAGGAAUGGCAGUGAACACGAAUGGUGGAGAUGUUGCUGGGAUGACAAGAAACAUGGGCAGGAUGAACGUGCGAGAGAAUGGAAAUGGUGGAUCGAAUGCCGAAGCCUCUCGGAGCAAUAUUGCGUCACCUGCACAACCUGCUACCCCAACUCCCACGCCUGCAUCGCCAAGCCCGAAACCGUUUGUUUCCAGCGCGAUCCCGCGACCUACCGGCGGCAGCCCAUAGACUCAUUGCGACAUGCUCAUUCCCGUCCUUAAGCUACGGCCAAUGAUUGAAUUCAUGGGUUUCCGUGUUCUUUGGAGGUCAGACAAGGCAUCUGCCUUGCCAUAUGGGUUGUUUCCAUCGCGACUUUACACUGGGGUUCACAAAAGGUGCACUGUUCUACUUUUCCCUUUCCAAGACUCUCAGGUUAGUCGGGAGUAAUUAUCAACAUGAUCUUAAUCUAAGUUAUGUUGCCCUCACAUGCUGCAUCUUGUCACCUAACGUGGAACAGGACAGCAGUAAUUUAGGACAGAAAUUUGCAUCCAAUCGACAAUCCACAUCAUUCUAGCAAGCAGUGUAGUAGAGAAACUCUGCCUUAAUUAUGUUCCACAUCAAAAAAAUAAUAUGCUGUAC
Lindgomyces ingoldianus is the source of this 1591-nucleotide messenger RNA. RefSeq lists its product as uncharacterized. Gene Ontology annotation, molecular function: oxygen binding; heme binding. Bases 245 to 1201 code for a protein of 318 amino acids. The transcript has 2 exons. Lineage: Eukaryota; Fungi; Ascomycota; Dothideomycetes; Pleosporales; Lindgomycetaceae. The record is from RefSeq and is a predicted model, not a curated record.